AGUUAGUUGUGAACGAAUCGUCGGCGUGUGUAAACGUGUCCGUAGUGUAACAGCGCGAUUUUGAAUUCCCAACGAGGAGCAACGAAAUCGAAAUCGUAUUCGUUUGUCGUAUUGAAGAACGGACGUCUUUAUUUGAAAUACUUGGCCUGCUAUAUAGCUGCCAAUAAAAUAAAACGCGAGUGCAAUUUGUAACGGUCAAUCGCUGUAAGCGAAUGCAAAUGAAUUGAGAAUCGACGGGUCACAUUAAUAAAGCAAUCAAUUCAUAAUAAAAAUACAAAUCGAAAAGCAAUUCAAAACAUACACACACACAUACUCAAUAAGCAAUCAAAGUGUAAUUGAAGGAAUUGAAUUAUCAGAAUCUUUGACAACAAAUGCAGACAGACCUAAGCACACUUAUACACAUGUAUAUUGCUUUAUUGCGAUUAUUAUGUCAUGAAGAAUCGCAACACGCGAAAUCGAAAUCUUUGAGAAAGAAGGAGAAGCAAAUUGCAAUUUAACAGUGUUGUUUUAUUUUAGUUGAAACAAAGCGCAGCAACAACAAUCGCGAGCAAGGCUAGACACGCGUCUUUUUUGCACACUUUUUACAGAGCGAGCAACAACAACAGCAACAGCAAAACCUCACUGCGUGUUUUGUUUGUGCGAGUGUGUGUGUGAAAACAGCCUAACCGGCAAGUGCAAUACGUUAGUGUAUGUGUGUGCCGCUCUCACGCUCUCUCGCGCUCUACCGCUGCCGCCGUCGCUGCUGCAGUCGCAGUCGCAAUCGUUGCUUUUGCAUUUACCUUUACCUUAGUCGCUCUGCCUAUUGAGCUGAGUGCGUCUGUGUGUGUGGGUCUCAGUCAGUGUCAGUGUAUUAGUGUCGAACAGCUGUUUAGUGCAACAUGCAGCGAAGCUGCCUAAAAUCAACAUAGUGGCCUUACAAACACACGCACGCACGCACACACAUACCCACGUUUAACAUAUCGCGUUGCUAAACAAAGCAAAAAGGAAAAAAAACAAAACGAAAAAAAGAGAACGUGCUACACUCAAAGAUUGAAGUCCGGUUUGCAAUUUCUGCAUAAAUUGAGCACAAGAAUUUCACAUCAUCAUCAUCAGCAUCAUGGCCGGCAGUCUGACAAAGUUGCUGCUCGUCGCAUUUCUCUGCAGCUUGGCUGCGGCCAAACAUUUGGGCGACGCUGGCGUCGGCGCGGCUGCCAAUGACCACCACCUUCAACACAGCCAGCACCAAUACCAUCAACACCAGCAUCAACACAGCGCCGCAACGCACCACCGUCGACGCCUGCAGCGCGACUCUCGUGCCAAGGAUACAGCGCUACAGUGCGAAGCGGUCAAGGGUUACUUCGAAUCGAUCGACAUCAGGUCGAGUGGAGUUUACAAUGAAAAAGGCGCCAUUUGCGGUGGCAACUGUUGCAACAAUGCCACGGAAUUGGAGUUACGCGACAAAGCAUCGGACAAGUUCGAGCAACUGCUGCAUCAUCACACAAGCAGUCUGCGGGGCAUAUUGGAGACAACGGCCACUCAGUUCCAAAGUCACGUCCUCGAGCUAGCCGAGCAGUCUGAGAACAAGACACUCACCAUUUUCUCGAAAGUCUACAGCCGAAUGGUGCCGCUGGCACAGCAACUGAUUCAUCAGCUCUACACGGAACUCAUAAAUCACCUGAAAUACACGUCCAACUAUAGCAAUGGCCAAGGCAAUAGCAUACUGAAUAGUCAGAGCAAUUUGGAGGAUGCGCUGCACAAGUUCUUCGAGCAACUCUUUCCCGUUGCCUAUCAUCAUGGAGUGCAUCUGUCGAAGAACAACUACGGCGAACUGCACGAGGAUUACAUCAAUUGUCUGAAGCACAACUUUGAUGAUCUGCAACCCUUUGGCCAGAUACCCAAGGAUGUUCAAAGCACUCUGCUACAAAGCGUUCACAUGUCCAACAUCUUUAUGAAUGCGCUCAUCCAGAGUGCCGAGGUGAUCAGUGAAAUGGAUGCUUUGUAUGGCGAACGUUUGACAGACACCUGCAAGUUGCAUCUGCUCAAGAUGUACUAUUGUCCCAACUGCAACGGACAUACAGAGCAUAGCAGACCAAAGCUCUGCUACAGCUACUGCAUGAAUGUGAUGCGCGGCUGCUCAGCGCAGUUCUCCGGUGUGCUGGACAAACCCUGGACUAGCGUGGCGGAAGCCUUGGAUAAUCUGGUGUCCAAUCACAUACGCUCUGAGAGCGGUAUAAUGGCUGUCAUCAAGCAGCUGGACACCAAGUUGUCGGAGGCCAUCAUGAAGGCCAUGGAAAAUGGUGCAGAACUCGAGAAAAAGGUGAAGAAAACAUGCGGCUCCCCCAAUCUGUUGCCACCACUGACGGGCGAGGCACCGGAUACCUUGCAACAGCACAACAGCGUCAAAUGGGCUUUGCCGCCAGAUGCAGCUCUCGUGCACUUCCUGUCGACCAUCGAGAAGUCGAAGAAGUUCUUCACCAACAUUGUGGACAACUACUGUGAUGAGGAUUACACGCAGACCGACGAUCAUAUGUGUUGGACGGGUAAUCGUGUGGGUGAUUACACACAGCUGCUGAUGACACCGAGCUCGGAUACACAGCGCUACAAUCCCGAGGUGCCAUGGGAGAAGGAGUCGGAGAUUGGUCAGCUCAAUGUGCUGGCCGACAAGCUGAACAAGAUACGUCAGAGCAUUGGCGCACCUGUGGCUAGUCCGCCUAUGCAUGAUGUGCAGAGCGAUAUGGGACACGAGGGUUCGGGCGGUGGCAGCAGUCAGAUCAACGAUGACGAUGAGGAAUAUGGCAUUCAUGCCUCCGGCGAUGGAUCAGGCGAUGGUCCUUCGACUUUCUAUAAUCCAGCUGGCACCACGCCGAUCACAGACAAUGAAAACGCCAGAGAAGACCCAUCGAAGGGUGCAGCCAGCGGGCUGACGAUCAGCUUGACGAUCAGCGUGCUGCUCACUCUAGUCACACUCUACAGUAGUUGUAGUUAAAGAAGCAGCAGCAACCCAAAAUCCCAAAAAAACAAAACAAAUCAUAAAUAUUUACAAGUAUAUGAAUAUACAAGAUAUCUAUAUAUAUAUGUAUACUAUAUAUAUUCUAUAUAUAUAUGUAUGAAUGGCAAAGCAAAUUGAGCGCGCACAAAGUUCGACGCAAGUAAUUAAUUGAUUGAAUUGAUUGAUUAAUUAUUUGGAUAAUUCUUAAGUUGUUACCAUUAAUUUAUUAGCCCACUAAGAGCAACCACUUUGCAAUCACGAAGCGCGUUUGAAAUGCAACCACAAUCUUCAGAGAAUACCCAAAAAAAACAAAAAAGAAUAA
Molecule: messenger RNA, 3290 nt
Organism: Drosophila sulfurigaster albostrigata
Lineage: Eukaryota; Metazoa; Arthropoda; Insecta; Diptera; Drosophilidae
Gene: dally
Product: division abnormally delayed protein
Exons: 9
Coding region: 1097-2965 (622 amino acids)
Biological process (GO): positive regulation of canonical Wnt signaling pathway; regulation of protein localization to membrane; cell migration
Cellular component (GO): cell surface; extracellular region; plasma membrane
Source: RefSeq, a predicted model, not a curated record